Molecule: messenger RNA, 1140 nt
Organism: Colletotrichum spaethianum
Lineage: Eukaryota; Fungi; Ascomycota; Sordariomycetes; Glomerellales; Glomerellaceae
Product: stress protein DDR48
Exons: 1
Coding region: 1-1140 (379 amino acids)
Biological process (GO): proteolysis
Cellular component (GO): extracellular region
Molecular function (GO): serine-type endopeptidase activity
Source: RefSeq, a predicted model, not a curated record
AUGGAGCUCACUAGGUUCCUCGCCCUCCUGGCAGUUGUCCUGCCCGUUGCCUACGGUGCCCCCACACAGGCCGCAACCAGCCUCCAUCCCAAAAUCCUGGCCGCCAUGAAGCGUGAUUUGGGACUGGAGGCCGAAGAGGCCACUGCUCGUGUCGCCUUCGAGCACCAGGCCACCGAUGUCAUUGAGCAGCUGCGCACAUCGGCGGGUGACUCGUUCGCCGGCGCUUGGAUCUCCGAGGACGGCACCACGCUCAAUGUCGGCGUCACUGACGAAGCCUUGGCCGCCGAUGUGACCGCUGCUGGCGCCACGCCGGCGAUUGUGGCCAACAGCUUCUCAAAGCUUGAGCAGGCCAAGCAGGCACUCGACAACCUGGAUAUCGAGCAACCCGAGGCCCGCGACACGAGCUCGGCCGACUCGGGCAUCGCAUCGUACUACGUCGACAUUGCAGCUAACAAGCUUGUUCUAGAGGCACUCGCCGGCAGCACCGCUCAUGCCGAGGAGCUUGCCGCGAAGGUCGGCCUCACCGCGUCUGAGUUCGAGGUGCGAACCGUUGAGUCAAUGCCAUCAACCUUCGCCACAGUCUACGGAGGCGACGCCUACCUCAUUAACCGAGCUGCUCGAUGCUCUAUCGGGUUCGCGGUCACAACAGGCUUCGUUUCUGCUGGCCACUGUGGUACCGUUGGUAACACUGCCACCACUAGCAGCGGUGCGUCGCUGGGAACCUUCUCCGGUUCGGUCUUCCCAGGCAGCGCCGACAUGAGCUACGUCCGCACUGUCAGUGGAACCACCCUCACUGGCUACAUCGACGGCUACGGCCGGGGUAACCUGCCUGUGUCUGGCAGCACCGCGGCCGCCGUCGGAGCCAGCAUCUGCCGCUCUGGUUCUACUACCGGUGUCUACUGCGGCACAGUUGGCGCCCUCAGCGCAACGGUCAACUACGCCGAAGGACGUGUCACGGGCCUCACCCGAACCAGUGUUUGCGCCGAGCCCGGUGACUCCGGCGGCUCCUUCUACUCCGGCGCCCAGGCCCAGGGUGUCACCUCGGGAGGCUCUGGCAACUGCCGUUCCGGCGGCACAACCUACUUCCAGCCCGUCAAUGAGAUUCUUUCGACCUACGGCCUCACGCUGGUCAGGGCUUAA